AUGAAUGGCUCUGGGAACAACAGCGCCGUCACGGAGUUCAUCCUCCUGGGGCUGUCUGCAGACCCCCGUGUCCAGCCCCUGCUCUUUGCACUGUUCCUAAUGAUAUACCUCCAGACCCUGCUGGGGAACUUGACGCUGCUGCUGGUGAUCAGGGCUGAUUCCUGCCUCCACAUGCCUAUGUACAUCUUCCUGAGUCACCUCUCUUUCCUGGAUCUUUGUUUCUCUUCGGCUACAGUGCCCAAGCUGCUGGAGAACCUCCUGUCUCAGAGGAAAACCAUCUCUGUCCAGGGCUGCCGGGUUCAAGUCUUCUUUGUGUUUGACUCUGGGGACACUGAAGCCUGCCUGCUCUCAGUGAUGGCCUAUGACCGCUACGUUGCCAUCUGCCACCCUCUGCUCUAUGGCCAGAAGAUAACCAACAAGCUCUGUAAUGGGCUAGUGUGGGGCUCCUGGGGCCUGGGAUUUCUGGACGCACUCAUCAACAUUCUUCCAGCUAUUAGCUUGGACUUCUGUAAGGAUCAGUCCAUCCCCCACUACAGCUGUGAGCUGCCCUCUCUCUUCCCUCUGUCCUGCUCUGAUGUCUCCAAAAACUUUACUAUUCAGCUCUGCUACAGCCUUCUGCAUGGGCUUGUAACCUGUGUCCUAAUUGUCUGCUCCUAUACUCCUAUUGUCUCCACCAUCCUGAGCAUCAGCUCCUCCUCAGGUGGAAGCAAGGCCUUCUAA
Messenger RNA from Manis pentadactyla (Chinese pangolin), 720 nucleotides. Its product is annotated as olfactory receptor 8S1-like. Gene Ontology annotation, cellular component: membrane. Gene Ontology annotation, biological process: G protein-coupled receptor signaling pathway. The record is from RefSeq and is a predicted model, not a curated record. Bases 1 to 720 code for a protein of 239 amino acids. Lineage: Eukaryota; Metazoa; Chordata; Mammalia; Pholidota; Manidae. The transcript has a single exon. Gene Ontology annotation, molecular function: G protein-coupled receptor activity; olfactory receptor activity.